UUGAAUUUGAAUGUUUUUAAAUGGGGAUUAGGUGGUGGUGUUGACAAACUUUUAACUACAUCCUUUCGUCCUCUUGCUGCCUUGCACAUUAAAACAAAUCUGGCACUGCUUUAGCCGGUGAUGCUGAUGGAUCGAUCGGAUCGAGUUGCGAAAACCCGCAACAGCCCUCUCAAGAGUAAAUAUCAAACAUGUCGACUAGAGAGAGAGAGAAUAUGGAAACAUAUUCGAUUGGUAGGGAUCAUAUUCACAUAGAUGGUAUCAUGGGAAGGUGAUUGGUACUAGGGCUGGCUAUUUGGUCCCGGACUGUUUGGUUUUACUCGAAACCGGAUCGUAUAACCCGGAUCGGGAUCGGAUUGGGACUGGAUAGCAAACAAUGCAAUCUCAUAUUAGGGCUUAGAUUUGAGGUAAAAAAAACCGGAUAAGAGACCCCCAACACCUAAAACCAAGAUAAAAUUGGGACCGAACCGGGUCAAGACCGUACCGGAUCAAGACCGGACUGUAUCCAAUCCAAUCUUUGAUCCUUAUAUUCCCGAAAAGACCGGACUGAGACUGAAUCAAUUUGGUCCAAUUUAACCGGACCGGACCGUAUAGCCACUCCUAAUUGGUACUAAGGUGAACAAAACAAACCGAAAACCAAAUCAACAUCAUCUAAUCCAAACUGAUCACCAGUAAUAUAUAAGAAAAAUGAUUUUAUGGGUCGGUGCAUGUAUCAUUUUUUGAGAACCGAAGCCUUGCGGUUGGUUCAGGUAAGAUGGGAAUUCGAUCAAUGAUUUUCUGGUUAAAUAAAAAACAUGGUUCGUUUAACCCAGUCGGGUUGCAACUGGAAACCAGAUUCCCUACAACCCCUAAUCCUAUUGUUGGUCAUUAGGGCAUGAGAAAAACCGGUAUGGUCCGAUAUUAAACCGGAUAAACUGAAUGGCGACCCCAUAAUGUCCCAGACCCCAGUCCAGCCAUAUUCCAUCUAGACUCAGCCCAGCCAAGUGCCUGACCUACACGUCCAACCUUCUCAGUCCCACGGACAGCACAGCGACGGAUCCAGGACAGGGUAGAUCACACUGAGCUACCUUUGAAAAAAGACGGAGAAGGCUGGACCGUAAUAUGAAAAACACUGAAACGAAUACCAAAAAUCAAAAAUUACAAGUGAUAUACUAGCUUGAGAUCCAAAUGAGGGCUGAGUCGCGACCCGGGGCGCCCCUGUAUCCGCCACUGGCACAGCAGGAAGCCAGGUACAACCCGAUCCACCAAAAAAAUAUGAGAAACCAUAAUUUCUCCAUCUACCGACUGAUCUCAUCUCUUGGUCUCACCUCACUCACGACCGCUGCUUUACUGCUCUCACUCCAUACCUCUUGAAUAUUUGUUAUGUUAUACAAAUUGUGUAUGCAAGCAAAUACCUCAAAUAUUGGAUACAAAUGGUAAGCACAAAAUGCUCUUUUAAGUAGCUAUAUAUAUCUAAUUGACUCAGUAAAUGGUCAUCCUAAAAUCCACAAAAAAAUGAAUUAUAUCCACCAAACAAAAAAAAAAAACAAAUCAUUUUAGUUUUAGGAAUAAACAAGAACAAAAGUAAAACACAAAAUCAAUAGAAGAAAGAGAACAUUAAAAAAAAACCCCUAAAAACACCCAACCUCCCAUGGAAGGCUGCAAUUUUCCCUCUUCCUCUCUCUGUCUCGUCCAUGCAAGCCACACAUUCUCAUGCAAACCCUAAUUUCCUUCCUUUUCCCCUUUCGCCACCCUCCCAACUUCCCCACCCCCUAACUCCUCUUCCACAUUCUCAUGGAGGAUCGGGUCUCAGCCACCGCUGCCGCCGCCGCCGCUGGCUCCGACCCUUCCCGCAAGAUCUCCAAAGCUCCUUCCUUCUCCUUAUCCCUCCAACCCCGAACCACCUACGUCAUCCAGAUCCCCAAGGACCAAAUCUUCGCCGUCCCACCACCGGAGCACGCCAAGAUCGUCGAGCGCCACCGCAACGAGAAGAAGUCCUCCAGCCAAACCACCUCCGCGUGCUGCUCGUCCCGAUGCGUGUCCUGGACCAUCGCCGCCUUCGUCGUCAUCGCGGCCAUCGUCGAGGUGAGCUUCGCCAUCGCCCACGCCCUCAUCCAGCCGAAACCCCCCGUCAUCCUCAUCAACCGCCUCAACGCCAAGAACUUAACCAGCUUCAACGUGGCGGUCACCGUCAAAGAUGACGGGAAGAUGGGCAUUUCGCCCGAUGGAAAUGGAGACGUCACUUUGAUGUACAGGAAUGUCGAGAUCGGAUCCGGCCGGUUCCCCGGGGUGAGGGUCGGGGUGGGCCAGACCAAGGCGGUAGGGUUGCGGCUCAAGUGGGUCGGGAAGGGGAAGAUGCCGACGGCGGUGAAGGCAAGUGUGGCGGACAAAAAGGGGAAAGCUCCGGUUUCGUUGUCGUUGAUGAUGAGGAUUCCGGUGGUGAUGAGUGCCUCCGGGGUGAAGUCGCGAAGCAAAGAGAUCGACGUCAACUGUAAGUUGAGGGUGAGCUCGUUGGGCGCGAUUCGAGGCGUUGUUACCUCUCAAAAGUGCCAAGUCAAGUUCUUGUAGGUAGGAGAAGAGGAAAAGAGGGAGUUUAAUUCUUUGUUGAGUUUUGAUUAUGUAGACAUUGAUUAAAAAUGGUUGAAAAAUGUUUUUUCAAUAACAAUGGGGAAAAUGGAAAUUUGCAUGCAAUGCCAUGGAAGGUCAAAUUCUUGGGCAAAAGAAAAGAAUUCACUUAAUUUUUUUUGUUGUAUUGGGUUCUUUUCCUGUUUUGUUCUCAAUUUUGACCGAAAGUAUUGAUGUAGUAUGAUAUUUCUACAUAAUAGUCUAUCUGAACAAUUCAUCUUAUUAAUGUACAACACAAAGAAGAGCAUUGAUUGAGUUGUUUAUACUCUCCCUUUUAACAUUUUAAUAAUUGAUUAGAACAUUUUAGGUAUCUAAAGGAAAAUAAAUAAAUAAAUAAAUAAAUAAAUUCCUUUCUGAUGAAAGUUUAUGAUCUAUAGGUUAACGUGGCAGGAGUUAUUAAUGAAAUUGGCCAUUGUUAAACAUGAAAUCAAUUAAAAUUUCAAAAUGGCCUAAUUCUCUUCUCACUUUUAGGUUUAUGAAGCUAAAAAAAAACUUACCAUUCAAUUAUGAGAUAUGUAUCGUAUAUAAUAUAAAAAAUAAUUACAAGAAUGAUAGUUACACAUCUUAACUGUUUUGAUAUCCUUGUAAGUUUUACCUUUUAGAGUGAAGCCUAACGGAAUAAAUUAGUGCAACCGAAAACUUUCAUGCUAUUAUGAAACAUGGAGUAGUAUUGUGAAUGUCCAAUACGAGUUUUUAAUUUCCUCGAUGAAUAUCUUUAAAAAAUUACAAUUACUAAUACGUAAAACUAGUUUAUUUCCAUAUUUUAUAAAUAAAUUUUAAGCUUAAAG
Molecule: messenger RNA, 3389 nt
Organism: Linum trigynum
Lineage: Eukaryota; Viridiplantae; Streptophyta; Magnoliopsida; Malpighiales; Linaceae
Source: the annotation of a GenBank genome assembly